Messenger RNA from Terrapene triunguis (Three-toed box turtle), 629 nucleotides. RefSeq names its product proline-rich receptor-like protein kinase PERK2. Lineage: Eukaryota; Metazoa; Chordata; Testudines; Emydidae. The annotation marks the transcript as partial. The record is from RefSeq and is a predicted model, not a curated record. The transcript is spliced from 4 exons.
AUUCGGAGCUGGGCCCGGGCCAGAGGUUCCCGGGAUGGACCCCGAGAGGCCGGGCUCUGCGCCCCUGCCCUGCACCCUGCAGCCAUCGAGCGAGCCAGCUGGCUCCAUCUCCCCACAGCCACCUCUGGAUCUCUCCGGGUUUCCUUUGGCCGAGCCCUGGGACAUCCUCUCGGCGGAUGCCCCCGCUGACGCAGCCCCCGAUUUCGUUCACCCCCUGGUGACGGCUGCUCACCUGGAUCCUGGUGCGCCGUGGUUGAUGUCAAGGAUAAAUCCAGCUGGAUCUACCCCCACUCCACCACCUCUGGAUCCCGCUGGUUUUCCUUCGCCCGAGCUCUGGACCGGGCCCCACAUGGACGCCCGUCCUGACGCAGCUUCUGAUCCCUCUCUGCUCCCCGUGGCUGCUGCCUGCCUGGAUCCCACAGAUGUACCCCCAACAUCAAUGACAAAUCCAGCUGGAUCUACCCCCACUCCACCACCUCUGGAUUCUGCUGGUUUUCCUUCGCCCGAGCUCUGGACCGGGCCCCACAUGGUCACCCCUCCUGAUGCAGCCAUCGAUCCAGCUCUGCCCCCCGCGGCUGCUGCCUGCUUGGAUCUCACAGACGUACCCCCUACAUCAAAGACAAAUCCAG